This is a messenger RNA of Lodderomyces margitis, 2055 nucleotides long. RefSeq names its product tRNA modification protein (gene MTO1). Gene Ontology annotation, biological process: tRNA wobble uridine modification; tRNA methylation. The transcript has a single exon. Lineage: Eukaryota; Fungi; Ascomycota; Pichiomycetes; Serinales; Debaryomycetaceae. Gene Ontology annotation, cellular component: cytosol. Bases 1 to 2055 code for a protein of 684 amino acids. The record is from RefSeq and is a predicted model, not a curated record. Gene Ontology annotation, molecular function: flavin adenine dinucleotide binding.
AUGAUUAAUAUAUUCAAAAGAUCAAGUCAGAUCCUACCGAGGACUACACUAUUGCAUAAAAGAAACAUCGUCAUUAAUGCCGAUCUACGGUCAAAGCUAACCGACUCUCAAACUCAUCCGGUUGUGGUCAUUGGCGGUGGGCAUGCAGGGUGCGAAGCAGCUACAGGGUCUGCAAGAUCGGGGACCCCAACUACUUUAAUAACCCCUGAAAUUAGCAAAAUAGGGACAGCAUCGUGUAAUCCUUCAAUGGGAGGUGUUGGAAAGGGAACUUUAUUGCGUGAAGUCGAUGCCCUUGAUGGCGUUAGUGCUAGAAUCACCGACAAAGCAGGUAUACAUUUUCGAAUAUUGAAUGCUUCAAAGGGUCCUGCUGUCCAUGGACCGCGAGCACAAAUCGAUAGAAAGAUUUACUUGAAUGAAAUGCAAAGGGAAAUUUGUAAUUAUAAGAACUUGUCAAUUAUUGAAGCUCAAGUGAAGGAUAUAAUAAUAGAACCAGCAAGUUCUGAAGAUUAUAGUGGGCGAUUAUUUGGCACUGUGAAAGGUAUAAUUUUAGAGGAUGGCAGGAUAUUGAAAUGUGAAAAGGUUGUGGUUACCACGGGCACGUUUCUAGGCGGUGAAAUACAUAUUGGUCUAAAAGCAUUCCCUUCCGGAAGAAUGGGCGAAAAGGCAACGUUUGGAUUAUCAAAGACUUUCAGAGAAGCAGGGUUCAGAUUGGGAAGGCUAAAGACAGGAACGCCUGCUAGAUUGUCGGCCAAGACAAUUGAUUUCAGUACUUUGAUUGAACAACCAUCCGAUUUCCCACCCCAGCCCAUGUCGUAUUUGAAUGACAGCGUUGAUCUUGAGGAUAAAUUGGUCAAGUGUUACCAAACGCAAACAACUCCCGAAUUCCACAAGAUGAUUGCUGAUAACUUGGACAAAUCAAUCCACAUUAGGGAAACAGUCAAGGGCCCACGAUACUGCCCCAGUAUCGAGUCCAAAGUCAUUAAAUUCCCCCAAAAACAAUUUCACACCGUAUGGCUCGAACCUGAGGGACUUGAUACUGACUUCAUAUACCCCAAUGGAAUAUCCUGCACGAUGCCCGAGGAUAUCCAAGAACAAAUUGUCAAGAUGAUGCCUGGAUGUAAAAAUGUAAAAAUGGUGCAGCCAGGGUAUGGAGUCGAGUAUGAUUAUGUCGAUCCCAGGGAACUCGAGAUCACUCUUGAGACAAAAUUGGUCAAUGGAUUGUACUUGGCAGGUCAAAUUAAUGGAACUACCGGAUAUGAAGAAGCUGCUUCCCAAGGCUGUGUUGCUGGUAUAAAUGCCGGUCUUUCGUACUUGAAAAAGCCAUUGUUGGAAAUGAAACGAUCGGAUGGGUACAUUGGUGUAUUGAUUGACGAUUUGGUAACUAAAGGGGUUGAAGAACCAUACAGAAUGUUCACAUCGAGAUCUGAGUUUCGGGUAUCGAUUCGAUCUGAUAAUGCAGACAAGAGAUUAACUGAGUUAGGAUAUGGACUUGGAGUAGUUGGGAAAGACAGGUAUGAAUAUUUCAAAAACGAGAUUAAGCAAUUUAAUGAGAUAAAGAACCACUUGAAGGGUCUUCGUCUUUCAGGUAAAGCUUGGUCGCCUGCGUUAUCAGGAGCUGCCACCGACUUGAGAUCAAGUAACAAAGUUGAUGGCUGGAAGUUGUUGUCAUACAAGGGCGUCUCCAUCAAGGAUGUACUCCCUCAUAUGGAUAUAUUUACUGGAAGUCAUACCCCGUCAUUUUACAAUCACCUAACUAAUCGAUUAAUAAAUCGGAUCGAUGUUGAAAGUGACUACGAACCAUUCAUGUCGAAAGAAAAAGCUCAUUUAAGUGCUUAUGAAGCUGAUGAGAGUCUACUUUUACCCACUAAUUUCAACUAUACCAAUUCUGGCAAUUUGAAAAUUUCGUAUGAAGCUUGCUCCAUUUUAAACACUAUUCAACCAAAGACUAUUGGACAAGCACGUCGUAUUCAAGGUAUUACCCCUACUGCCAUUUUUGAACUUUUGAAGCUCGUGAGAGGCAAUCAAAAGCAAUAUGCCGCCUCUGCAGGGCAGUAG